Molecule: messenger RNA, 5640 nt
Organism: Anarrhichthys ocellatus (wolf-eel)
Lineage: Eukaryota; Metazoa; Chordata; Actinopteri; Perciformes; Anarhichadidae
Product: phosphofurin acidic cluster sorting protein 2
Exons: 25
Coding region: 120-2918 (932 amino acids)
Biological process (GO): protein localization to plasma membrane
Molecular function (GO): transmembrane transporter binding
Source: RefSeq, a predicted model, not a curated record
GCAUCUCCAGUCAGUGUAGAGGAGCUGGGAGUCUGGAGGAGCACGAGCAGGCAGCGCAGACUUCAGCGGCUCGCGCGUUCGUCCGACACUCAAGAGCUGCUCCCCAGGCAGUGGAGGUGAUGAUGGCGGCGGCUGUAGAGAGAGGAGGCGUCCGGGCCGCUUUCCUGAACCCGAGCAGCGGCGGCGGCGGUGGACCAGCACCGACAACCCUCCCGACCGGAGCGUUAGCCGCCGGGGCUGUGGUCCUAGGCUCGGGCUCCGGCAGCAUGCCUGUACCCAUGAACCUCUUUGCAACCUGGGAGAUAGACCGAUCAUCCCCAAGCUGCGUACCGAGGCUCUGCAGCCUCACGCUGAAAAAGCUGGUCGUCCUCAAAGAACUGGAUAAAGAGCUGAACUCCCUGUCUAUAGCUGUCAAAAUCCAGGGUUCGAAGCGUCUUCUGAGAUCAAAUGAGUACGUCCUCCCACCCAGUGGACUGAUGGAGACAGACUUGGAGCUCACAUUCUCACUACAGUACCCCCAUUUUCUGAAGAGGGAUUCCAACCGACUCCAGAUCAUGCUGCAGAGGAGGAAACGCUACAAAAACCGAACUAUCCUGGGCUACAAAACGUUGGCUGUGGGAGUCAUCAAUAUGUCUGAGGUGAUGCAACACCCGACAGACGGGGGACAGAUUCUGGGUCUCCAUAGCAACGUGAAGGAUGCGCCAGUGCGUGUGGCGGAGAUCAGCGUGCACUCUCUCUCCAGCCAGCCCAUCGACCACGAGGACGGGAGCGGUCAGGCCGGCCACAAGACCAAAACCUCAGACCGCUCCCCAGACAUGGAUAACUAUUCUGAGGAGGACGAUGACAGCUACUCGUCGGAGCAGGAAGCCAGCGAUGACGCAAAUCAUGGCCAGGACCUUUAUGAUGAAGACGACGAGGUGAGGAAGCCCAAGAAAGCCCGCAGGAAAAUGAUCCGAACGACCUCCAUGACCAGGCAACCUAACUUCAAGCAGAAGUUUGUGGCCUUGCUGAAGAGGUUCAAGGUAACAGAUGAGGUCCUGGACUCUGACCCAGUUGACCAGACCCAGGAAGUGGAGGAGGAUCUGGACCUACUCUACGACAGCCUGGAGGUGUACAACCAGAGUGACAGUGGGCCAGAGAUGGAGGACAACGAGAGCGUCCUGAGCACGCCCAAGCCCAAACUCAAGCCGUUUUUUGAAGGGAUGUCUCACUCCAGCUCCCAGACAGAAAUUGGAAGCAUACACAGCCAAAAAAGCCAGCAGAGAGAGCUGUCGUGUCCUAGUGGAGACUUUCUGACCGUGGACAGAUGUAAAUUGCAAGGGGCCCGGUACCAAGACGACAGCGUCACAGAUACAGUCGUUGGGGAGCCAGAGACUGACGACAGGGGGCCACCAGCGGGGGAGGUGAGCAGCUGGGAUGUCAACACUGAACGGGUGACCAGCACUGUUGGCAAGCUUUGCAAGACGGAGUCCCAAAACCACAUGUCUCCCAGCAAAGUGGAGAACAGGCUACAGAGGCGUCCCCGCAGCACCUCCAUGAAAGACAGACAGAACUCCAAGGCCCAGAGCGACAGGACCAGCAGCAUGGAGAGCGAGUGCUCCCCUGACUCGCGACUCAUAGCGCAGGUUCCCAGGAAGUCUGUGUAUGACCAGCUGAACCAGAUCCUCAUCUCUGACGAACGCCUGCCAGAGAGCAUCAUCCUCAUCAACACCGUGGAGUGGCAAGGACAGUAUGUGUCCGAGUUGCUCCAUGAACAGGGCCAGCCCAUUGUGUCCACCUGCUCUGCCGCUGAUGUUCAGGCUGCCUUCAACACCAUCGUCACUCGCAUCCAGAGAUUCUGUAACUGCAAUGCACAGACACCGCCGACGAUGAAGGUCGCGGUGGCAGGUGACCAGAGUUACCUCAGCACCAUCCUGAGGUUCUUCGUGGAGCAGCUGGCCAACAAGACGCCUGACUGGCUCAGUUACAUACGCUUCCUGGUGAUCCCCAUCGGUUCUCACCCCCUGGCAAAGUAUGUGGCCUCCUUCGACAGCCGGUUCAACAGCAUCUUUAUGGACACUGCGUGGAGGGAGCUGUUCUGCAGGACGGAACGGCCCGCCUCAGACAACAUAGAUGUAGCGGGACGAGUCGUUCAGUAUCUGGUCGGUGCCAACGUGUCCCACCAGUUCCCCAUCUCAGAGGCGAUGCUCACCUACAAACAGAAGAGGAAAAGAAGUUUGUAUUUUGAUUUUUACAUCAGCCCUGAUGAGGACUCCUGUCAGAAAUUUGUGCCAUUUAUUGGGGUUGUGAAAGUUGGGAUUGUGGAGCAAAGCCUCUCAACUUCAGUGGACUCAGAUGAUGCGAUGGGGGUCAACACAAGCAUCCUCUCCUCCCCAACGCCACCAUCGGCUGGUCCGUAUGGGAAGGAAAUAGGGGGCACCCCCCCGCAGUCACCGUCUGUGUCCACCGCCCUCUCUGGAACUGGCUCUCCGUGUUCAGGCAGUGAAGUGAUGGGGCUUCAGGUGGACUACUGGACGUGGCAAGGCCCAGAGAAGAAGAAAGAGGGCGAGAAGAGAGACGUGGGACUGAAGAACACCCUGAAGAGCAACUUCCGUUCACUGCAGGUCAGCCGCCUGCCGUGUGGAGGGGAACUCACCCCCCCACCCAGCAUGGCCAUGACCGUGGUCACCAAGGAGAAGAACAAGAAAGUGAUUUUUCUCAGCAAGAAGCCCAAGGAGAAAGAGCUGGACUCUAAGAGCCAAGUGAUUGACGGCAUCAGCAGGUUGAUCUGCACAGCGAAGCAUCAGCACACAAUGCUGAGAGUCACGAUCGAUGGAGUGGAGUGGAACGAUGUGAAGUUUUUCCAGCUCGCUGCCCAGUGGCCAACACAUGUCAAGCACUUCCCGGUGGGGAUCUUCGGUUACACUAAGCCCGUGUGACUGCGGCCACCAUCCAUCCGACCAUCACCAGACUGUCCGCUGCACUUGUCUUGUUUAGGCUACAGAGAAGUAGAAGAAGAGCCCUCCCCCCGGCAGUAAUAGUUUUCCUGUGGAAAUCUUGCUGACUCGCAACCACGUGUUCAAUACACAAAUUUCAUGUUGUCAAAUGGAUGUUUUUGAUGUCGACGUUGUUGGGUGUUGUUGUUGUUGUUGUUUUUUUUUACACACUACAAAAAGAACAAGUACUAUUUUGUAAGAUUUGUGCUACCGCCUCGGAGGUCUCUUGGGGGUAUUUUGACAAUUUGCCACAUUUCGAUAACGGCAGCUGUGUUUGCACUUUGUUUUUGUUAACAUUUUAUUAUUUCUGUGAAAUCCUACAUUUAUUGUUACUCUAUAGACAAUGGAGGAGUGUGAUGGUGACGUGCAGUGGCGUGUGUGAGGUUGUUUGAGACCGUGUUUGUGUUUAUUGUUGAAAGUUGGAAUAUUGCUGUGAAUCUAGAUGGAAUCCUUCUCUUCUAACUCAGUGCUCAGUUUUCUUACUCGUCCCUUUACUUUCCCAAAAAGGUAAACUUUUAUAGAAAGAUACGGCAAGUUCUGUUUGUCUCGUUGCUUUUUAGGACGCCGUGUACCUAAAGUGAAUGCUAAGAAAAUAACCUAACGUAAGGUAUUUUUGAAGGUGGCUAUGAUGAAUGUAGCUAUGGAGCAUUUGUAACAUGUAAGAAGUUCAAAUCAAAUCAGCUUGUUAUUGUGAGUGUUUGUAUCGGUGUACAUUCAGACUGUACAGUAACAUCUACUUAGAAGCCAGGUAACGUGACACCACAAAACAUAUUUCCACUAUCAACAGCUGAAUGCCAAAUUUAGUUGCGACUGUAUGAACUGUCUUAUUGUUUCAAGGCCCUCCCCCCACACACACACACCCCGUCGUGUUCAGCUCGAUGUACUGGUUUACCUGGGCGAUACUGGAUACUGGAUUUCUCCAGAUGUGCAGUGACGUGCCAAAGUCAAGUUUUACAGUGUAACCACCAGAGCUCUUGGCUGGGCCAAACUUCAUAGUAUGUUGACCAGAGAACUAAAACCGUACAUUUAAUGCGUCUGUGGUCCCUGUGGAGAUCAGUAUUUAGAUUACUGAGAUAUUAAUCUUGGCAAAUUUACCAGUUAGUGCUCCACAUUUAGCCAGAUGUAAUCCCAUUAAGCAUUUACAGGACGUGCACACAUCCUAACCAAGCAAUUACCGUUUUGUUACAGCUUCACCGUAGCGGGACAUUAGAGUUGUGACCUGACCUAAAACACACUGAUGGGUCGGUCAGUCAGUGUUGUGUAGGCCUGCUAUGGGAAAAUUAGUUGGUCUUGAAACAUGCUUCGGCAGUAGUGUCGAGCGCAAUACAAGUAUUGAAAAACUUUUAAAAAAUAUGGUGUAUGGAGUCUUGCCAGGUGUCCGAGUCACUGCCUGUGUGUGUGUGUGUGUGUGUGUGUGUGUGUAGGUGUGCUAUGUGUUUGAUGGUACUCCCUGAAUAGUGUUACGUGAAACUUUUGCAAUAGGAAACCUUUGGACAAAAGGCCUUCUGUAUGAGGUAGUUGUUGCUUCUUUUUUUUUUUUUUUAUAAAAGUGAACACUUACAAGCUUUGAUUGGCUGGCUUUUUUUUAGUAAUGUAUAUAAAUAUAUACAUAUAAUUUUGUGAAUUGCAACCCCUCCCCCAAUCCCUCCCCUCCCACUAAAUUUAAAGCACAAAUAGCUUCCCUUUAUUCCUUGACAUAAAUGCCAAAUAUAUAUAUUUCCAGAACUCAUAACUAUGAAGUCGACUUGUACAAAGCAAACACUUAUUAGGUUUGUCAUCUCUUACAUUUCCCUGACUUUGUAAUGCACUUUCAUGUGGUUUUAUACAUAUUUUCACUCAAAUUGGGACACUUUCUUUUUCUGUUGAGGUGAGCGUGUUGUAUUUGAAAUGUAAACCACUACCUGUAGUCAAAAGGAGGCCGUUCUUUUGUUUGCUCAAUGAUCCUUUUUCAUAGGGAUGUUUAUGUUGAUGGUGUUCGAGCGUCCUGAGGUUUGCUGUCUGUUACUUUGUUUUUGCCACUUGAUGUUGAAAAGCUUGUUCUGCAGCUACCACCAUACGUGUCUGCCUGUGACUUUACGGUCAUGUUUUCUUGUCUCCUGCUUUUCGAAGUGUUCGCCAUCUUCUUUCAGUCGGGGAAACCAACUGGCCCUUACAGAUGUGUAAACUCGGGCUGUGAAGCGUUCGCCAGGGCAGAGUUGUUUGAGGGAAUUUGUCAUGAGAAUUAGCCUUUUGAAUUCUAAAUGGGCAUAAUGACAAGUGUAUUUCAAUGUGUUUGACCUCGAGUUUUUUUUUGUUUUUUGCCCUAAAUCUAGACGUAGCAUGGGGGUGUUUCACAAGACCGGAUCAAUGAGCGGGCAUGCUCACUCUGUCGCCAUCAUUUAGCACAGCAACCAAUGAACUCUGGAACAUCAGCGAUUCAUUAAUGGUGACGCUACAAUUCCAACAUGCCAUCUCGUUGCUCCUGUUCCUUGAAAUGCCACCCAGUGUCUUUGCACAAACCCUAUUUUAAACGACAUGACAGUAUUUUUAAAUUUACCACUACAAAAUAUGGAUUACUCUGCAUGUUUUACUAUAGAUGUAAAUAUGUUUUGGAUUUUUAUAUUGUUUUGUUUCUUUCCAUGCUCUCACAAGCGGUUGUGUUUAAUAAAAUUUUUAAUCUUCUGUA